AUGCCGAUGUGUAAAAUUUGUUCGCAAACGAUAAGUAGCCGGAAUAGCCCAGGUCUUCAGUGCCAAGGUCGUUGCCAAUUGUUUUUCCAUUACAAGUGUGUUAAACUGCCCGCCACAAUAACUGAUGACUUAUCGGCUGACUCUGGUUUUUUCUGGAAGUGCGCCGAUUGCAGAGACAGCAAAGCAACCGAAGGUCCAGAUGCCAUGAAAGUUCUACUAAUGAAAAUUGAUUCGAUGUUCAAAGCUAUCGUAGAUGUUGAAGCAAGUCAAACUGAAUUUGCCCAAUCACUUCAAUUUUAUGGCAACAAAAUAGACGAUUUCAAUGCCCAGAUGGAAACUGUGAAAAAAGUUAUCAACACUGUUGACACCAUGAAGCAAGAAAUCCAGCAUUUAAACUCGGAAGUUUCCAAUCUGAAAGACAGCAAAGCAACCGAAGGUCCAGAUGCCAUGAAAGUUCUACUAACGAAAAUUGAUUCGAUGUUCAAAGCUAUCGUAGAUGUUAAAGCAAGUCAAACUGAAUUUGCCCAAUCACUUCAAUUUUAUGGCAACAAAAUAGACGAUUUCAAUGCCCAGAUGGAAACUGUGAAAAAAGUUAUCAACACUGUUGACACCAUGAAGCAAGAAAUCCAGCAUUUAAACUCGGAAGUUUCCAAUCUGAAGUACGAUGUUGAGUGGUUAAAUCAACAAGGGCGUUUGAAUAACAUUGAGAUCUUGGGUAUUCCAGAAACAACUGGGAAAAAUCUUUACAAUAUUUUGGAUAAUAUUGCUGGAAUACUUGAAGUUCCAAUCACUAAAUCGGAUGUAACAGAGAUUCAUAGAGUCCAGUUGAACUCAGAAGCAGCUAAAAAAUUUCCUAAGCCUGUCAUAGUCAAACUGAACUCGCAAACUAUUAAGAAUACGGUUAUGCAGGCAGCUCGAACGCACAGAAGAAAUCUUACACUGAAGAAUUUGAAUUUCAGAUCGGAAGAUCCUGUAUAUAUUAAUGAGCAUUUGUCCCCAUUUUUCAAAACACUCCUCAAGAAAUCUCGUAUAUUCUGCAAGGACAAUGGUUUCAAAUUUUGCUGGUCGCAAAUCCGCAAAAUAGAUCGCGAGCUCACUAAAAUAGUUCGUAUAGGUAUGUCUCGUACUAUCGACGACUUAUUCCAUUUAGUUCAACAAGGAAACCAGGAACUGAAAACUGAAAUUCAAAAUCUGAAAGAAUCCUUGAAUAACAAGAUAGCCGUUUUGAAAGGCGAAAACGAUCAGCUGAUUAGAGAAAACUCAGAGUUGAAACAACGCAUAUCAGAAACAGAGAAGAAACUAAAAAAGUAUAACUUAAUUGUUUAUGGAGUACAGGGGGACGACCAGAAGACUGAAUCCGAAGUAAUAAAUAUAGUGAAUGAUAUCUUGAAAGUAAAAUGCAAUCAUCGAGAUUUUAGAGAUAUCUAUAGAAUUGGGAAAUCGGUUAAUGGAGAAGUUAGACCGGUAGUGGUAGAAGUGGUGAACUUUAAUCUGAAAACAUCAAUUUUAUCUUCUGCACGCUCUCAUGGACCCGAGCUGAAGAAGAAGAAUAUCAAUUUCUCACAUGAUUACACAAAAGAAGAAUAUACAAAACGGAAGUUAAUCCAUAAGUACUUAGUCAAAGCCAGGAAAAAUAAUUUAAGUGCAUUCAUAAAGAAUAACAUAUUGACUAUCGAUGGCAAAGAAUUCUCAUAUGAAGAGCUUUUAACUCAAGAAAAUGAGACAGAACAAAUCAACAAUGCUGGAGACACAGAGCUUAUAACUGAUAAAAUCGAGAAGAAAAGAAAGUUCCAAUAA
Molecule: messenger RNA, 1797 nt
Organism: Phaedon cochleariae (mustard beetle)
Lineage: Eukaryota; Metazoa; Arthropoda; Insecta; Coleoptera; Chrysomelidae
Source: the annotation of a GenBank genome assembly